Messenger RNA from Ylistrum balloti, 1500 nucleotides. Its product is annotated as cytochrome P450 4A25-like. The record is from RefSeq and is a predicted model, not a curated record. The transcript is spliced from 12 exons. Bases 1 to 1500 code for a protein of 499 amino acids. NCBI's taxonomy places the organism in Eukaryota, Metazoa, Mollusca, Bivalvia, Pectinida, Pectinidae. Gene Ontology annotation, molecular function: monooxygenase activity; oxidoreductase activity, acting on paired donors, with incorporation or reduction of molecular oxygen; heme binding.
AUGGCGUCUGUACUAAUGGUUGUGGCGACCAUUGGUUUGGGAUACCUUUUAUGGAGACUGGCCAAGUUUGUAGUGACGUACCGGAAGUGGAACCACAUUCAUAAGUCGACUACUUCUCUCGGAACUCGACAUCCUAUCUACGGAACAAUGCACCAUUACUCUGAUGCAGAAAGCUUCCUAAAACACUCGAUGUCUGUAUUACAAAAGACCCGCGCCAAGAUGUUGUCUGGAUGGCUAUUCUUCCUCUUCCCGACGUUUUUGGUUUGUCAUCCCGACACCGCCAAACUGCUGCUACGCUCGUCUGAACCUAAGGCGAAACGUUUCAGUAUGGUGUACCGGUCCUUCUUACCUUGGCUAGGUGACGGUUUACUGAUAAGUGAUGGACAAAAGUGGGAACGGAACCGGAAACUACUGACUCCCGCCUUUCAUUUUGAUAUCCUCCAGCCAUAUGUGAACAUCUACAACAAAGUCGCAGAUAUAUUGCUGGACAAACUGUUGUCUGAGAGUAAGAGUGGUCAGUCUGUAGAAGUGGCCGGACCAGUGGGGUUAGCUACUUUGGACACUAUGCUGCGGUGUGCCUUCUCAUACGAGGGAGACGUCCAGCUGAAAGGGGAGAGCCACCCAUAUGUCCGUGCAGUCAAGGAUUUAUCACGCAUCUGUAUUAAGAGGACAAUCCGACCUUGGCUGUAUCCGGACCUGAUAUUUUACUUAACUAAAGAAGGGCGAGAGUUUUGGUCUCUUACACAAUACGUCCACAUCUUCUCGUCCGACAUCAUCAAGGCUAGGCGCAGAUCUAUUAAUGCUGAUCCCUCUCAACUGGACAAACGUCGACUUGAUUUCUUGGAUAUACUGUUGGUAGCAAGAGAUGAAACCGGAAAUGGAAUGUCAGAUGAGGAUAUCCGUGCGGAAGUAGACACUUUCUUAUUUGAAGGUCACGAUACCACAGCCUCUGCCAUCAGCUGGGCAAUCUACGCUCUUGCCAAGUACCAGCGGGAGCAGGAACGCCUGGCGGCGGAAGUGACGGAAGUUAUCGGGACACGGACAUGCGUAGAAUGGGAAGAUUUAUCGAAGCUUCGCUAUCAGAGCUUAUUUAUCAAGGAGGUUAUGCGCAUGUACAGUCCUGUGCCGUUCGUGGCGCGAUGUCUGACGCGCCCUCUGGUGUACGAGUCAACAGUGAUUCCUCCGGGCUUCGGCGUGGAUAUCAACCUUGUGGGCAUCCAUCACCACCCGGAUGUGUACCCCGAUCACGAAACUUUCCGACCAGAAAGAUUUUCUGACGAUUCCUUGGAGGACAGGGAUCCUUAUGCCUUCGUGCCUUUUUCUGCCGGUCCUAGGAAUUGUAUCGGCCAAAACUUCGCUCUAAACGAAAUCAAAGUUGUGCUGACAAGACUUCUGAAAAGAUUCAAAGUGGAGCUGGACGAGGAUCACGAGAUUGCGUUCGUUCCGGAUUUGGUAAUGAGGGCAAAGAACGGGAUCAAAGUUAAGCUGAGUCCUCGCUGA